GUAAUGUACAUUUUUAAAUUGUCAAGAAAAUGAAAUUACCGGGUUAGACGUGGGAUUAUAUUUCGGAAUUCAUCCAAACUUUUCCAAAAGAAAAAUGACCGUCUUAAAAUUGUUUUUUUCACAUUAUAUUCCACCGGCUAGAUCAGUUAAUAUGGUAAUUAAAGCUUUAAAUUUACCCGUGACAUUAAUUGAAGUCGACAUGUUUUCUUCCUCAUACAAAUCGCAGGACCUUUUAAAGUUGAAUCCUCAACAUACAAUUCCGACUUUACAAGAUGGAAAUUUUGCGUUAUGGGACAGUCAUGCUAUAGUAUCGUACUUGGUUGAUAAAUAUUCUCCAAAUAGCCCGUUAUAUCCAAAAGAUCUGAGAAAAAGGGCUACUAUCAAUCAAAGGUUAUUUCUGGAUGCAGAAAAAUUGUUUCCGCGACUAUGUUUGGCAAUAGUACCACUUUUGUUACGAUUUAAAACCGUUAUACCAAAUGGUGUAUGUAGCGAAUUAUAUAAAUCAUAUGAUUUAUUAAAUGCGUUACUGAAACAAAACGAAUGGCUCGCUGAUAACGUAAUGACUAUUGCUGAUUUGUGUUGCAUAACAACUAUCAGUACUGCGGAUUAUUUUGUUCCCAUUUCGAAAAAAAGGCACCCUUUGUUAUACGAUUAUGUGCAAAGGUUCAACGAAUUGACUUAUUAUGAAGAGACAAACUUGUACGGGAUGCAUUUGCUAGGAGCUAAAGUCCAAGAUGCUGUGACGUUAUCAAGAAAUGCGGAAGUCUGUUACAAUUUUAAUUAGAAAAAGUGAAACUGGUCAGAAUUGUUGUAUUAUUCUUGGAAAUUUGUUUAUACAGUAGAUACGAUUUUAUAAUCAUAAUCCGUCAGAUAAAUUUUAAAUUUUUACAUUUUUAAUGGUUAUAGAACUCAUCAGAUUGUUAAGUGAUUAAAUUUAAACACUAAUUGUGUAAUUUUUUUUAAUAGACACUUAUUACUGUCAGUUACACCAAAAAGACCAUUUAAAUACAUUUUCGUACUAGGUACUCAAAAUUGAAGCAAUUACCGUACCAAAAUCUGCUUUUGUAAUGUUUGGAAAAGAAAUAUUCGAAAUAGAAUCUUUUUAAUAAAUAAUUUAGAUACAUUUGUUUAGUGAAUAAUGAAAUUUAUUUGAAUGUAGGAUAUUUGCCGCCAUCCUGUAUUAAUAUCUAUUUAGUAUUCCACUUGCUAGAUGACAGCACCAAUCUGUCCUUUACUACGAUCCAUUUAAUGUUCUGUUCGAUAGAUGUCAGCACCAAUCGCUUUUUUUAAUAUUUUGCUGAUGAAAAACUAAUUAUAAGGGAUUAUAAAUGUACAGU
This is a messenger RNA of Agrilus planipennis (emerald ash borer), 1337 nucleotides long. RefSeq names its product glutathione S-transferase 1-like. Gene Ontology annotation, biological process: glutathione metabolic process. The transcript has 3 exons. The record is from RefSeq and is a predicted model, not a curated record. NCBI's taxonomy places the organism in Eukaryota, Metazoa, Arthropoda, Insecta, Coleoptera, Buprestidae. Bases 95 to 784 code for a protein of 229 amino acids. Gene Ontology annotation, molecular function: glutathione transferase activity.